Musa acuminata AAA Group (dessert banana) is the source of this 774-nucleotide messenger RNA. RefSeq lists its product as uncharacterized. Gene Ontology annotation, molecular function: structural constituent of ribosome. Lineage: Eukaryota; Viridiplantae; Streptophyta; Magnoliopsida; Zingiberales; Musaceae. The record is from RefSeq and is a predicted model, not a curated record. Bases 37 to 720 code for a protein of 227 amino acids. Gene Ontology annotation, biological process: translation. Gene Ontology annotation, cellular component: mitochondrion; ribosome. The transcript has 6 exons.
CCCUCUCCUCGCACGCGCUGUCGUCGUCCGUUGGGAAUGGCGCACGCCCGUUGCUGCCGAUCCGCCGCCUUCCGCCGCCUCCUCGGUUCGCAGCCACCGUCUUCGCGCGAUGGCGUCACCAACCCGCUCUUGUUCGCAGCACAGGGCCUUCGCUACCGCAAGCUUGAGGUCAUCCUCACCACGACGAUCGACAAGUUGGGGAAACGGGGGGAGACGGUGAAGGUGGCGCCGGGGCAUUUCCGCAACCACCUGAUGCCCAAGCUGCUCGCGGUCCCCAACAUCGAGAAGUACGCCUUCCUCAUGCGGGAGCAACGCGAGCUUUACCAACGAGGAGUGGAAGCUGCAAAAGAAGCUCCUAUGAUCAAGGUAGAUAAAGGGCAAGAUCAGACAUCUGGGAGGGCGCUUGAUGAUUCUGGAGGGGCCAUGGUGGAUAAAAUGAAGGAAUAUCAUGCAGCGGCGAAGCGUCUUAAUAAUGCUCGCCUUGUCUUGAGGAGGUAUAUCAAAAUUGACAAUGAACUCCGUACACCCGUGACGAAGGAUGAAAUUGUUGCUGAGGUUGCGAGGCAGCUUUGUGUCAACAUACAUCCUGAUAACCUGCGCCUUCCAUCCCCACUUGGAUCUGCAGGAGAGUAUGAAAUCCCCCUCCUCCUACCAAGGGAGAUACCUCGCCCGGAAGGAAGGGUUCAGUGGACCUUAAAUGUCAAGAUCCGGAGAAAAUGAAAGCUGGCCUUUUAGUUCUGUUAAUUUAAAAUAAUAAAUAUCUUCAAGAAAUUU